AUGUCGGAGGGCAGCAUCGCGCUGCAUAUGUUUUGCGACGCGAGUCCGCGAGCAUACGGUGCGGCCGCAUACCUGGUGACGCUCGACAGGGACGGUCAUUACAGUGCGGAUCUUCUUUUGGCAAAGUCUCGGGUGGCCCCGGUCAAAACUGUCUCCUUACCGAGACUCGAGUUAAUGGGUGCCGUCAUCGCGACCAGGCUUAUGGGAUUCUUACAGACGACGUUAUCUCUGUCCACCGUACCCACUGUGUUAUGGACGGACUCUGAGAUAACACUCUACUGGAUUUACGGAUCGACGAACGACUGGAAACCUUUUGUACAGAACCGGGUGUCGGAGAUACGGGCUGGUACGGAGCCUAGUCAGUGGCGCCACUGCCCCGGCAAAGAAAAUCCCGCGGAUCUUCUCACGAGAGGCACUUCAUGCCUCCAAUUGCUGAACAACAGUGUAUGGUGGCAGGGGCCCUCGUGGCUUAUGGAUCAAAAGUCUUGGCCUCCAGCAUGGCGUACUCCAGAUGAACCCUGCGUCGAGGUACGAAACGAAACAAAGGCCCAGACGGCGUGCUGCGUACCUAUCUUGGCUACUACUACCCUAAUGGAUGUUGCCAAAUACAGUUCGCUCCACCGGCUGCUGAGAGUUACCGCUUGGGUGUCAAGAUUCCUGCACAACUGCAGGCAUACCACAGCCGAAAGUAGGGGACCUUUGACGGCCGCCGAGGUAGUUGCAGCGGAAACAUACUGGGUCACAGCGGCACAACUGCAGGCAUACCACAGCCGAAAGGAGGAGCAUCCCAUCGUCAUUCCCGCUGACCACUCGUUCACAGCUCUUUUAGUUUUCCGGGCUCAUGUCAGGCUUCUGCAUGCUGGAGUUCAGGAGACACUCGCCGCGCUUCGGGAAGAGUACUGGGUUCUCCGUGGUCGUCAGGUUGUGAAGAGGAUCGUAAAUGGAUGUCGCACUUGCCGACGAACGAAGGUUCAGGCGUGCACAGAAGUUACCGCUCCGCUACCACGAGACCGCUUGUCACAGUCCGCACCAUUUGAAGUGACAGGCACUGAUUUUGCGGGUCCACUGUACUACAAGUGUUCCAAAGACGGUGGAAGAAAGUGCUACAUCCUGAUUUUUACCUGUGCCGUCACUAGGGCUGUUCACCUAGAGCUGACGAAGUCUGUCUACCGAGGAUUUCCAAAUGGCUCUUAG
Molecule: messenger RNA, 1194 nt
Organism: Ornithodoros turicata
Lineage: Eukaryota; Metazoa; Arthropoda; Arachnida; Ixodida; Argasidae
Exons: 1
Coding region: 1-1194 (397 amino acids)
Molecular function (GO): nucleic acid binding
Source: RefSeq, a predicted model, not a curated record